UUGGCAACCGUUGCGGGGCUCCCGGGCCCUGACGUGGGACCAAAGGCCGCUGACAUCCCCUCUUUCGGGCCCUGAGGUACCUCGGCCUGGUGUGCCCAGGACGUUCCCGUCGGAUGGCGGAGUACUGUGAACGACGCCCAUGAAGCCGGUGGUCCUAGUUGUGCUGUGGCUAUGGCCUUCGUCCCUAUUGGCGUAUCCAACCAUAACUGUGUUGCCUGAUGAAGAGCAGAAUUUGAAUCAUUAUGUACAAGUUUUACAGAACCUGAUAAUGAGUGUUCCCACUAGGGAUCAGGGCUCUGGGGAAACGUCAAAGCCCUCAGGAACUGUGGAAGUUGCGGAACAGAGGUCCUCGCCUGAGCUGAUGCACACCCCUGAAGUUACCCCUGAGAACGACGGUCUGAUCAGGCCCAUCAGCAAGGAAAAGACAACUUUCGCUUCUAGCGGCUUCACACUGGGAAUAGAGAGGAGAAAAAAAACCAAAAGUACAGCGUUCUGGUCCAUCCGGCCAAAUAACGUUUCUGUUGUUUUACACGCGGAUGAACCGUACAUUGAGACAGAAGAGCCAGAGCCGGAGCCGGAGCCGGAGCCAGAACCCCAGUCUAGGCCAAUGAUAGUUCCUGAGUAUGAGUCGGAGGCGGAGCUGGAGCAUGGAACCCUGCAAGAGUCAGAUCUAGACGACCAGGAAGAGUUAGACACACAGCAAAACAGGAUGCAAAUGGAGGUCCAGAGUAUGACAUCCAUGGUUUCCCAGCCAUGGUCGGCAACUGCACAUGUCACCGUAACAACCAGAACCACCAGCAACUUGGAUAGCUCCAUAGACUCUGAGGAUGUGCCCCAGCUCUCAGGCCAGUCGGAAACCGAGAACUUCGAAGACUUCUCUGGACGCCACUCCCUGAGUCCGAGAUAUGAGGACAUUUUGAGAAAAAUUUCCAAUAUUAAUGCAGACAUUCAGCGGGGGCCUCUUGGUGACGGCAACAACCCCGCGUACAAAGAGUACAUCAAGGCCUCCAAGGAGCACCUGAAACGGAGCCUGGCCCUGGCCGCAGCCGCCGAGCACAAGUUAGAACAGAUGUACAGUUCUCGUGUCUUCCAGGAGGGAGAGACCAGCGAGUCCGUUGAUGACAUGGAAACGGUUAUCAACAUGCUGUACAAUUCCAGGUCCAAGCUGCCGGAGUAUUUGAAUAGUAAGCGUAUACCAUCAGAGCUGAGAGAAAAGGCCACUGUCGUGAUUGGUGUGUUGAAAAAACUAUUAUGUGUAGAUCAGGUAGAAACGCAACGCCUUAUUAGGAAGCUGUUAAGCAAUAAUAUGAAAAUCCUAAAUAUCCUUGAUGUCCCAUGAGCAAACUCAUUUAAGCAAAGGGCUCAUCCACAGGAAAAUAAGCAUAUUAGUGAUUUCAAAAGUUGCCUAAAAUAUUUUCUAUUAUACUUCCAUGUGCUAACAUCCUUAUGUU
Microtus ochrogaster (prairie vole) is the source of this 1451-nucleotide messenger RNA. It is a transcript of the gene Spesp1, whose product is annotated as sperm equatorial segment protein 1. Gene Ontology annotation, cellular component: acrosomal vesicle. Gene Ontology annotation, biological process: acrosome reaction; fusion of sperm to egg plasma membrane involved in single fertilization. The record is from RefSeq and is a predicted model, not a curated record. Lineage: Eukaryota; Metazoa; Chordata; Mammalia; Rodentia; Cricetidae.